UGCCAUCUAUCAAUUCGCAGAAAAUUGUCGAAUUUCGCGCGCGGCGAGAGUCGCGAGAGAUUCAGCAGAUUUCGUCAUAUCUAGAGCCUACAGGUAAGGUUGGAUUCUAUGUGUGUACGGGCUUGUCGGCGAAUUUUUUCACCUUUGUUUCAAAAGAAAAACAUUGACUCGAAUGAAAGAAGAACGCAAUUUGGUUAACCAUUUGUAAAUAUUUUUCGACAAUAAUUAGUUUAAGCAAUAAGCAAUGGCUUCACCAGCACCAAAGUCCCCCGAACAGUCGGAGAAAAGUCGGAAAUACGACAGACAAUUGAGGUUAUGGAAUGAUCAUGGACAAUCUUUAUUGGAAUCUGCACACGUCUGCCUAAUAAAUGCUAAUGCACUUGGCACUGAAAUCCUUAAAUCACUCGUACUGCCAGGGAUUGGUGCCUUUACCAUCAUCGAUGGAAACAAAGUGACGGAUGAGGAUAUUGGAUCCAAUUUUUUCCUAGAUGCGGAUAGCGCUGGUAAAUCACGUGCUCAGGUAGCUACGCAACUGCUGCUGGAACUGAAUUCUGAUGUGAGAGGAGAUUACAUUGAUGAAGGGCCUGAACAGAUUCUAAAUAAUAGUCCAGACUUUUUUAACAAUUUUACCAUUGUGAUUGCCUGUGCAAUGCCAGAGAAAUCACUUAUCAUACUAUCCAAAAAGCUGUGGGAAUUAGAUAUCCCUCUAAUUGUGUGUAGAUCAAUAGGAUUCAUAGGUUGUGCAAGAGUUCAAAUCAAAGAACAUACUGUUGUUGAAACGCAUCCAGACAAUGAAAUACCUGAUCUAAGAUUAGAUAAACCAUUUGAAGGAUUGAAGAAUCAUUUUGACAGUAUAGAUCUGGAAGCAAUGGACUUGAAAGACCAUUCUCAUACGCCUUAUGUAACUGUCCUAUACAAGUAUUUACAGAAGUGGCUUGAAACUCAUCAAGAUCUACCAAAAACUCGAGUUGAAAAGGAAGAAUUCAAAGAGAUGAUCAGAGAUGGCAUAAGGAAAGAUGAAAAUGGUGUUCCUAUUGGUGAGGAGAAUUUUGAAGAAGCUAUUAGAGCAGUUAAUACAUGUAUUCGUCCUACAACUGUGUCAGGCACCGUCAGUGAGGUUCUAAAUGACAAUAGCUGUAUCAAUUUGAACUCAAAAAGCAGUUCAUUUUGGAUUAUUGCCAAAGCUAUAAGGGAUUUCAUGGAACAUGAAGGUGGAGGCCUUUUACCUCUGACAGGUGCAUUGCCAGAUAUGGUAGCUGACACUGAAAAAUUUAUUUCCCUUCAGCAAGUGUAUCAUAAGCAAGCAGUAGCUGAUGUGGAAGCAGUGUGGAGGAGGACUCUUAUGUUAUUGAGGCAAUUAGGUAAACCAUCAGAUUCGAUACCUGAGAAGGAUGUGAAGCUCUUUUGCAGACAUGCAUCUGAACUUUGUGUCCAGAGGGGGACUUGUAUUGCGGAUGAAUAUGAUCCUAAGUUGAUUAAUACAAAUAAAAUAGCACAAGAAUUGGAAAAUCCCGAAAGUCUAAUGGUAUACUAUGUGGUAUUAAGAGGAGUAGAAAAGUUUCAAGCAGAGUAUAAUGCUUACCCAGGUGAAUUUGAUGAUCAUGUGGAGCCUGACAUUGUUAAACUAAAGGCCUGCAUAUCAAAAUUAUUAGGUGAAUGGGGAUGUGGACCUCUGGUGAAAGAUGAUUAUGUGCACGAGGUGUGCCGGUUCGGAGGUGCUGAAUUACAUUCUAUUUCUGCAACCUUAGGAGGCCUUGUCGCACAGGAAACAGUGAAAUUCAUAACACAUCAGUACAAACCAAUCAGUAAUACUUUCAUUUAUGACGCAGCAAUUUUAGAAGGAGCCACCUUCUUUUUCUAAGUUAAACAAUAAAAAAACAAACUCGUUAUUAUUACUUUAAUUAUAUUAUUUAAUAAUUGAAUUAUUACGAAAUACAAUUUUAUCAUUUGUA
Messenger RNA from Nasonia vitripennis (jewel wasp), 1952 nucleotides. RefSeq names its product NEDD8-activating enzyme E1 regulatory subunit (gene APP-BP1). Gene Ontology annotation, biological process: protein ubiquitination; DNA damage response; ubiquitin-dependent protein catabolic process. The transcript has 8 exons. Gene Ontology annotation, cellular component: cytoplasm; nucleus. The coding region runs from base 245 to 1861 and encodes 538 amino acids. Gene Ontology annotation, molecular function: ubiquitin activating enzyme activity; NEDD8 activating enzyme activity. Lineage: Eukaryota; Metazoa; Arthropoda; Insecta; Hymenoptera; Pteromalidae. The record is from RefSeq and is a predicted model, not a curated record.